AUGUGUGGCUCGUUCUGCGACUUAGCCAUAUCGACGAAGGCCUACAGCUCUCGGUUGGGCGAAUGGUCAUCUGUCCAACCUCGGACAAAUGUGACCAAGACCUGCUAUUCCGGUACGUCUCUAUCCUGCACUGCUCGUUACCAUAACCUGGGGCGGUCCGAACCACCGUACGUAUGUGUAUUGUUCAUCGUGGUCAAACUAAACUGA
Molecule: messenger RNA, 207 nt
Organism: Opisthorchis viverrini
Lineage: Eukaryota; Metazoa; Platyhelminthes; Trematoda; Opisthorchiida; Opisthorchiidae
Exons: 2
Coding region: 1-207 (68 amino acids)
Source: RefSeq, a predicted model, not a curated record